UUGCAAAGUUACAGUCACAGAGUCACUCAGUCGGUCUACGGAGGCUAUAAUUGAAGUCCACACUUCUUCUGAAAAUUCCAUCAUUCAGCUCAGAUCUCCUCUUUCACUCCGAGAACACUAAAAACCUUCAGGCUCCGUCGACAUGGAGAUUUCUUCUUCCGCUCUCCGCCUUCCAUUUCUAUUCUUGCUGGUACCUCUGCUCCUUUUCUUCCUCCUCUCCCCUUGGAACCCGCUCCACAACCUUUCCGGCGGUGGCGACUCCGCCGGCCGCCGGGCCCAGUUCCCUCCCAAGUCCCUUACCUCAAUAUCUCCCCCGCCUGCCGAACCCCGAUCCCCGCCGCGCAGGGACCACAACUCCGCCACCGCCCGCAACCCGCUCGACCCGCUCACCGUCGGCGAAAUUCACCGUGUCCGAUCGAUUCUCUCCUCCUACCAACCUUUUCUCCGUCACUUCCCUUCGAUUCAAUCCAUGUCCCUCGACGAACCGGACAAAUCGCGGGUCCUCGGGUGGAAAUCGGGCGACCCGAUUCCGUCCAGGAAGGCCUUCGUCAUCGCACUGCUGGACAAUCAGUCGCACCUGCUCACGAUUGACCUCGACUCGGGCCGGGUCGAGACCCACGAGAUCAGUUCCGGGUCGGGUUACCCGAUGCUGACGAUGGAGGACGUCGUGGCGGCGGUGCAGACGGCGGUUUCGUACCCAGAAUUGGAGGCAUCCGCCGCUGCUCGCGGACUCUCGGUGGCGAAUCUGUCCUGCAUCUCGCCCUCGCCGGGCUGGUUCGGACCCGACGAGGAAGGGAAGCGGAUCUUGAAGGUGCUCUGCUUCUCCAAACAGGGGACGCCCAAUUUCUACAUGAGGCCGCUCGAAGGGCUGGUCAUGACCGUGGAUGUUGACCGGCGAGAAGUCCUCCAGUUCUCCGACACGGGGAAAGGGAUUCCGAUCCCCGGCAGGGCCAACACCGAUUACAGAUUCCGACCCGGGAACAAGCCGCCGGAGAUGGAGCGGAUCAACCCGAUUUCGAUGGAACAGCCGCGUGGGCCCAGCUUCACUGUGACGGACGGGCAUUUGGUGAAGUGGGCAAAUUGGGAAUUUCACUUGAAGCCGGAUCAGCGGGCCGGGUUGGUGGUGUCCCGGGUCGUGGUUCGGGACUCCGAAACAGGGGCGGCGAGGAGCGUGAUGUACAAAGGGUUCCCGUCGGAGCUUUUCGUGCCGUACAUGGACGCCGACGAAGGAUGGUACUUCAAGUCGUACAUGGACGCCGGCGAGUUCGGGUUGGGCGCCACGGCGAUGCCGCUUGUUCCCCUGAACGAUUGCCCUCGAAAUGCUUAUUACAUGGACGGGAUUUUCGUGUCGGCGGAUGGGCAGCCGUUUGUUCAGAGCAACAUGAUCUGCUUGUUCGAACGCUACGCCGGCGACGCCGCCUGGAGACAUUCCGAGCUCACUGUUAGCUCCGGCGGUCAAGAGUUAAGGGAAGCUAGAGCUAAGGUCACACUGGUGGCUCGAAUGGCUGCAUCUGUUGGAAACUACGACUACACAUUUGAUUGGGAAUUUCAGACCGAUGGCUUGAUCAAGAUCACUGUAUCUCUAUCAGGAAUGCUGAUGGUGAAAGGGACUGUGCAUGACAACAUGAACCAAGUCCAGAACCAGGAUGAGAUGGGACCGUUAGUUUCGGAGAAUGCGAUCGGAGUAGUUCAUGACCACUUCAUCACGUUCCACCUCGACAUGGAUGUCGACGGGCCAAACAACACGUUCGUGAAGGUGAACCUGGUGAAGGAAGAGAAUGUGGAAGGGAAAACCCCAAGGAAAAGCUAUCUGAAACCCAAGAGACAUGUCGCCAAGACGGAGGAUGAUGCUCGAAUCAAGCUGAGCCUUUACGAUCCUUCCGAGUUCCAUGUGGUGAACCCUUCGAGGAUGUCGAGGUUGGGGAACCCUUCGGGUUACAAAGUUGUUCCUGGAGGGAAUGCUGCUAGCCUGCUCGAUCACUCGGACCCUCCUCAACUGAGGAGCGCUUUCACUAACAAUCAGAUAUGGGUGACACCGUAUAAUCGGAGCGAGCUAUGGGCCGGAGGACUUCUGGUGUACCAGAGUCAUGGAGAUGACACCUUGGAUGUUUGGUCUCAGAGGUACUUGGCAUUUGGCAAGGCGACGACAUGAGAAGUAUUGUUAAGAGCUGAGGGGUAGCUAAAAUUCUGUUGUUUGGUUUGUGUUACAGGAACAGGGAAAUUGAGGACAGGGACGUCGUUCUAUGGUACACAUUGGGAUUUCAUCACGUUCCAUGUCAAGAGGAUUUCCCGGUGAUGCCCACUGUUGCGGCCAGCUUCCAGCUUAAGCCGGUGAACUUCUUUGAACGGAAUCCAAUUCUGACGGCUCGGCCGGUGUUCGAGGAGGACCUGCCGGUUUGCCGGCCUUCUGAGUCGGCUUCAAUCAUUUAAGUAGUAGGAACAUGAUAAGAUAAUGGAGUGUUACAGAUAUAGGGGGAAAAGGGGGAUUAUGAGCCGCUGGCAACAUAACUAUUGCAAAUUGGAGGUGAAACAACUGCUUUCGGAUGGCUGAUUUAUGAUAGUGAUAUUGAAGCAAUUGCAAAUUAGUUGACUAGGCACAUAAACAAUGGAAUCAGACCACAAGACAGCAGUAAACUGAUUGUGAUGCACCGAGUAAUGGUCCGUCGUUAUGCCUACACAUUCAUAACUUUCGAGCAUUAAGCUCUCUAGUCUCUACCAUAACAAAAGUGCUCUGCUCUUACCGUCUUUGGCAAGCCGUGCAUUAGAAUCUAACAACUCACAAGUUUACAAAGCAUG
Linum tenue is the source of this 2796-nucleotide messenger RNA. The record is from the annotation of a GenBank genome assembly. NCBI's taxonomy places the organism in Eukaryota, Viridiplantae, Streptophyta, Magnoliopsida, Malpighiales, Linaceae.